Molecule: messenger RNA, 16380 nt
Organism: Paramuricea clavata
Lineage: Eukaryota; Metazoa; Cnidaria; Anthozoa; Malacalcyonacea; Plexauridae
Source: the annotation of a GenBank genome assembly
AUGAAGGAAGCAGUUAAAUGUAAAGUCGAACCUGUAAAUGAACUGAUAAGAGUUGGAAGGCUACCCGGAGAAUUUACCCAAGAGGAAGCAGAUCGGAUGAUACUAGAAAGGGUAAGAUAUAAGUGCAGAAAAUUAUGCCCCCUUAGAAGAACCCUGGCGGAUCUUACACUAACUAGAAACAAUAGGGACAUAUUACCACGUGAAGCUGAAGAUUACAUAAAAACUCUAGUAAACGCUGCUAUGGCGUAUAGAAGGUAGUUGUUCAAGCGUUGAUUGAAAGGUUUUUAUAGAAGGGUGUAAGUACCCUCAAGGAUGAAAUAAAAGAUGUUGAAUAGGCUUUGGAAUAGAGGAAUUGAAUGAAAUUGGUGGAGUUGAAAUUUGAAGAUUUGAGAGAAGUGAAUCGUUUUAAUCUUGUUAGAAAAUCUAGCGCUUAAAAAACCAAUAUGGUCUAGAAAAUAAAAUCAUGAUUAAAAAAUUCAGAUUGAGCCAGACGGAUUCCGGUUCACGGAAAAACCGUCGAAAGUCUGGUGGUCCAGACACGCUAGUUCCUAUACUACUGUUUUAUCCUCGUCGCCAUUGUUGAAUUUAAACGUAUAUUCUAUUUCUUGCUUUCCUACACUCUCACAUUGCAUGCAAUAACAAUCCCAUUGUCUCCUACUGACACUGUUUCAUAAUAUGUCAUUUAUGCGAGGGGUGUGUCUACAACACUACACCAAACUACACCAAAUUGCAAAUAUUCUUCUCUACUGAUGGCAGGCUCUUGCAUGUGGAAACAUGUUUCAAAUUUUUUAACGGAAAGCUUUGCUCGCCUCAAGUACAAUGCUCUUCGAUUUUAAAUGAAAAUUCAUUUUAAGCCAUACUUUGAAGUAGCGAAAACGUCCCGAAAAAUUUAAAUUUAGGUUUGCAACAGGCACAUUCUCUCUUUUUUAUUGCAGCUGGAAAUUUCAGUCCCCAUGACCCGUUGGUUCAAAUUUACUAAGUUACGACUUAAUACAGAAUGAAUAGAGAGCUUCUUUGGCUGACGCAUAAUGGGAGAUGGAGGGCGGGUGCUUUCCUCUAACAUUUUCGUAGUCUCUGAAAGAUAGCUGAUUAACUAUGUAACUAAUGUAAUUAAUUCUUUACGUACCUGUUCACACUAUCAGCAGUUAGUGUCAAGAUCAAAUGUUCCAGACGUGAAGAAAUGUAUUCAGUCUCACUUCAAAAAAUCUGGUUGGAACACAGAAGUGCAAAAUGCUGUUUAUCAACAAUUGAAGAGGUAAACUGGCUCGUACCAGGGCGGUUAUAAGAUAGGGCGGUGAAACGAUUGAUAGUCGCGUGAAAUGGGCUAGCGAGGGAAGCUUCGAAUUCUUAUCAAAACAAAAAAUUGAUGCGAAAUUCAAAGGGCCUGAUUAAAUCUCUUAUUAUUUCAAAAAUAUUAAGUCUACCGUUGGCAUUUUUGGGAACUUGUUACUUAUGCUUUUUCCUAUUUAUAUGACAUGGUUUAAGGCAUUCGUAAAGCAAAAUAGGAAAGUUUUCCACGCUGAAGGUGAACAAUAAUAUGGCUCCCUUCACUCAUUUUGUUGCAUACAUAAAACAAUGGCGUGUUUUGGUAACUCAAAAAUAAGCCAAAAGUUCGCGUUUAAUAAAUUUACUGUAAAUUUCAUGGCGUAAUUUUUUGAGCUUUUUUUACAAUAGCUUGCGGCAUAAAAAUUUAUUACGGACGAGCAAUCUCGCAUCAUCAAAGCCAAAGGAUUUUCAAAUUUACAAAUUUAAAACAUACCUGAAACGUUUCAUGGGCACUUUUAUUCUUCAUUUUACAAAGGAAUACUUGUUUUUCUUACUGGUAUGAUGAUACCCGACCAGAAGCCAAAAUACUCUGAGAAAAUGUGAAUUGUUUUCAAACUAGCUUCCGUGUUCAUCUUCCCUGCGGUUUUUCCAAUCCCAACCAUUCAAUUUAUAAAAUAUGAAUAACUUGCACUGCCACUGGAAGUUCGCAAACUCCAAGGACGAUAGUUACUCCAUUUAUAGAUCUUUCAUCGGUAGAAAUAUGGCCGCUAAACUUUUUGAGCUUUUUUGCUAUAUGCGAAUGAAACACGAACGGCUUGAAAAAUAUUCGGCUGACAUUUUGAAGUCCAGAAGCAAACCGAGCAAUAACAUUGCAAAAAAGCGAGAAAAUUACGAAUUGGCGGCGAAUAUUAUUGAGGAAUAUUACAAACGAAUUAACUAAAAAGGUAAACAAACACUUGUGUUUCUUAUACACUGCACCACAUGGGUAGUACAUGGUCAUGGGCAAAAAGUACUGUGUCUGUAGGAGUUUUAAAAAUAAUUGCAAAUACCAAACCUUGGUUCAACAUCUGGACAUUAAACGACUCUGAUGUUUUAUCAGUGUUUUCGAAUAACAUGUGAAAUUUUAUCAGCUUUUUCGACAUCGACAUUGAUUGAACUAAGAAUUAACUCAAAGUUUUCUUCCUCAAUUUUUAAUAGCCGUUCUACCAUUUUUACUAGAAUGUUUUUAAAAAUCUGUGGGGGGUCCGUGCAUCACACAUAUUUCAGGGCGCCAAUGCUCGUUUCACCGCCCUAUCUUAUAACCGCCUUGCUGGUACCCUGCGAUUUCCUUUUGGAACGCCGAUAGUUUAUCUCUUGUAAUUUGCAGAAAUAGUUUUAUUGGGGUUUGCAAAUGAUAAUAAAGAGUCCUUAAAAUUGUGUAAUAUUUACACCAUGAAAAGUCUUUAAUGGCACCUUAUUGGGUACAGUUCAAUUUGAAGUUAGGGAGAAAACCCUGUCUUUAAAUAACCUGAAAUGAAUUCUCCAUGCUAUCACUAUGAGUUACUAGUCUGUGGAAACCACCAACAGGUGACCGAUUACUGCAAACCCCACCCAAGUGUUUUUUACAAUUUUCCCAAGUAGUAAGCCAAUUAUAAGUUGAAAGAUUUAUUCAUUUUGUACGUAGCUAUAUAUGUAUUUUAUAGGCAGAAAGAUGAUGCAACUGCAUGUCCCAAUAAUUGCAAAGAACCACUUGCAUUUUUACAGAAAGCUCAGGUAAAUCCUCUACUGAAUCCCCUCCUCUCGAUCAUUCUCUCAAAUAAGCCCCCUUUCUAAGAUGCGCUCCUUUUUAGAAGAAAAGUAAUCUUAACCCCUUUUAAAAGAAAAAAAGUUAAGAUUAUUAUUUAUUAAAGUUAAGGUUAAGAUUAUUACUUUUUCAGAAGAAAAGUAAUCUUAACCCCUUUUCUCUCCAAAAACGCCUUCUAAUGACUUGGCUGUAGUGGAUGAAACUGUUAAAUUUGUCGAUGAUACUAGCCUUUGGGAAAUAAUAUCAAACAAUUCCCAGUUACCCGCUAACAUCAUCAGCUGCUCUGAAUGGUCAUCAGACAAUAAUAUGAAGUUAAACGUGUCAAAGACCAAAGAAUUGCGUGUCUGCUUUUCUAAGCUUACUCCAUCGUUUGUCCCUAUUACCAUUCGCGGUCAAGAGGUCGACGUCGUUUCCGAGGCCAAACUAUUGGGCGUUGUCCUUUCGGACGACCUCAAAUGGAACUGCCAUAUUGACUACAUUUGCAAGAAAGCCGCGAAGCGUUUGUACGGUCUGCGCCUUCGUAAAAGAAAUGCUUUACCUUCUCAUAUUCUGAUCUCAACCUAUUGUACACAUAUUCGACCAAUUGUCGAAUAUGCUUGUCAGGUGUGGCAUUAUGGCCUUCCUCAUUACCUGAGUGAUCAAGUUGAAAAAAUACAAAAAAGGGCAUUAAAAAUUAUUUUCCCUGGGACUAUCUAUGCUGAAUGUUUGCUUAAAGCUAACUUGAUGACUCUUUACGAACGUAGAACUGUCCAUUGCAAGCGACCCCUUUCGAAGAUGUUGGAACCCACUCAUAAACUGAAUGCCUUAGUACCGCCUAAAAGUCUUCAAACUUAUAAUCUGAGGUCUUAUCCCAACUUAUUAGUACCUAGGUGUAGACCUGAACGUUUUUCGAACAGUUUCAUUCCUGCUGCGUCUCGUGCUUAUAAUAAUAAGUAAACUUUAGAUUAUUAUCGUUAUUUUUAUCUAACUUACCUAUUUUUACCUGUAAAUAUAGAAUAGAUUGAAUACCUAUGUUCUUAUACCCUGUAAUUCCAAAGUAAUUCAGUUGUUACUGCUAGUUUGGAAAUUUAAAAUAAUAAUAAUAAUAAUAAUAAUAAGAGACAAAUGCGUCUGAUAAGAUAUAUUAUUAGGCUUCUGAUUUCACAUUGGUUUAUAGCGUUUCUUUCUUCCUGCGUUUCAGUAAGGCCCCGUCCACACGUAUCUAGAUUCGUUUGUAUCCGCAAAUAUUUUGUUACGGAUUCAAAACUUUACGCGUCCACACGUAUCCGGAUUCGUUGGGUUUUCGACCGUCCACACGUAUCCGCAAAAACGAUACUAAUACGCUAGAAUAUACUAAUACGCUAGAACAUGCGAUGAGCCGGCGAUGUAGUUAAUGCCGGAGAAAAGUUAGCAAAUGAAAGUCAUCGCAGGGAAAAGUAAGAGCCAGCCAUUUGUGUGGACAGACGUUGAAGUGGACCUUGUAUUAAGUGUUAUUCUGGAUUAUAAAGUCGCAAGGACGACAGGAAAUGUCGAUUGGGAAACCUGCCAGUCAAAGUAUUCUGACAUUUUGAAUCUGUUCACAGCACAGUGUCAGUACGUUGUAUACUUUAGAGUGGGUGGAUAUCAAAUUUCAUCGAUUUACGUCAUCGUUUUCAAAACGUUACUGUGCGUCCACACGUAUCCGGAUUCGUUGCGUUUUCAAAGGUUUCCACUCUGGAGAGCGUUUUCAAAAGUUUGCGGUUACAUUGUGCGUUUUCAUCGGAUACAUGUGGACGGAAGGCGUAUCCGCAACAAAAUGUUUGCGGAUUCAAACGAAUUUGGAUACAUGUGGACGGGGCCUGAAUUCAUUAAACUCCCCUCCGAAAAAAGCCGCCACUCACUUUAAUAGUCCAGUUUCCCUCAAACGCACUAAUAAUACACCCUUUAGAGCCUUGUAUCUUGUUACAGGUGACACAUGUACGAAAUCAAACAAUUAUAGUAGAUAAUAUAAAAGACGUUUAUAUAAUUAAGUCAUCGAUAACAAGAUAAAAGGCUCCAAAGCAGAUAUCGAAGACGAGGCUGUAUAGCCAAGACUAAGUACUUUCCUGAAGGGUGUAUUGUGAUAUAUUUUUCCAUUGUUAUUAUAUUCCACCUUUUUAGGCAUCUUGGGAGAAGAAGGUCCUUAAAAGCAUCAAUAGCAUGUGUACUGAGUUGUCUCUUUCAUUGGCAAGGAAGGUACAGUAACGUUAUCGUAAGGUAACAACGCCUUAGAGCGUAGAAGCCCAGGCUCUGCUUAUUGGCGAUGCGGGCAUAAGCAAAGCUUGGGAUUCCUGUUCUCUGUACCAAACCACGGUUAACGAAACUAAUCAGUACCAAACUAAUUCAGAGAUCAACGACAGAUCAAGCUGCAGUAUCAUCAAAGUUUAGUACACUUGGCUCCGAGUGUGAUAUGACAGGUAAACAGACAAAUUUGAGUAUUUUUACAAAACUCCAAAUUCAGUAUUCAUCACUGAAAUCAUGCUUCAAUAAGAAUGUAAAUGAGCAGUUCAUCACUAUGGUAUAGAGUUUUUAUUCUCUAUAUCUAGUGAAAUAUGUACUGUAUAAUUUUCCCUUUAAUUGAGGUACAAUGUGCCUCCAAUGUCCACCAACAUUGUUCACCACACCUGUUAACAGUAAAAAAUGCUAACUAUAUGGCAACAAAAAAAUUGGAGAUGAUUAUUCUAAACAACCAAAACUUGGGAUUUUCUUCUAGCACUAAAUAAAAUCAGGCCAGUGUAUUCCACAUUGGAUUUUAUGGAGGUAAGUACUGGGUGUAUGUACUUUCAUUUAUUUUUCUUGGUGAACAGUUUUAACAAAAGGAUGAAUCUCCAUAAUUUUGCAUUACACACUUGUACUGCGCACACCAACUCGUGCGAAAUUUAAGUUUAAUUAUGCAUUAUGUCCGUUCAAAUGUUCAAAUUGACAGUUCUAAAUUACUCUAAGCAUUUCUGGCUACAGCAGAGAAUUACUUAAAACUCUUUUCCAAGAAAGGAGAUACAAACAUAUAUAGCGAGAGUUCCCACGAGAGACGUUAAGCAAGAGACCAUUGAUUCGAAGGACGAAGGUGGGACAUUCGAAGAUAACUUUGAGCUAGUGAUUCGAAUUCUUUUUCACACCACAACUUUUAGAAUGUAAACUGCUGUAUGAAACCUUCUUUCUACUGCAGGCUGUUAUUAAUGUGAAGAAUCCAAACUAUUCUCCUCUAAGGAAGACUCCAAAGUAAGCAAUGUAAUUUUGCAUUCUGCACGUCCUGUGUGAUGCAGCACUGGUCGCUUACAGCACUUUUAAGUGCUGUAAAUAAUCUUAAAAGAAUAGAAUAAUAAAAGAAUAAUCUUAAAAGAAUUAUUCUUAAAAGAAUAAUCUUUAAAGAAUCUUAAAAGAUUCUUAUUUACUUUUACCCACUAUAGUAGUACUUUUGUUUGACCUUAAUCGGAAUUUUUGCAUGUCUUUUAUUACUGUAGUUCAAUUAGAGGAUGGGGACAAAUUAAAGUGCAACUUAAAGUGAAGACUGUUUCAGAACUGGUAAGCUUCUUGCUAAUGCAGUAAAAUAAUGGUCACAAUUUUAUAUGCAUGAAUGAAACAAGUAUGAAACAAAAAACAAGAAUAUAACAUGUCUUUUUAUUUCAUACAGUAUUUAACAUUUAAUGAGAUAUUCUCUUCACAGCGUUCGUUCUUCAAAGAAACGGAACAUUGUGGCAGUCAACACGGUUCGUUUGACGCUGAAGGAAACUCCAAAGGUUUUUAAUUUAACUGUAUAAAGUUGACCGGGUUGAUCGAGCUAUACAGAGUAUUAUACAGGUCGAUUGAUCUGGAUUUUGAGGUGAUGUGAAGAUACCCGAUGUGGAAGCAUCCUCACUUGUGUACAAUGCCAAGAUGCCAAGGACGGAUUUUUGGCAAAGUGGUACAAAACGCAACAGACCUUUUAAUUAAGCAUGUGGAGUGAGGAGGCUAGAGGUAGGGUGAGGUGGAGUGACGAUGCGCCAGGUGGAGUGGGGUGGAGUGAGGAUGCAAGAGGUGGAGUGAGGAUGCAAGAGGUAGAAUCAGGCAGAGAAAGGUAGAGUGAGGAUGCCUAAGGUAGAGUAAGGUGGAGUAGGGAUGCGUGAGGUGGAGUAAGAAUACGGUAAAACUAGGAGUUACUAUCGCAAGCAAAAUGCUGCCGAUAUGUACAUGCAGGAUGUACUACAACCAAAAAGUGUCUUUUUCACUGUAUGUAUGAUUUAAUGUCUUACACAUGUUCUACAUCAAUUACCUUCUACAAUUGUAUCCAGGGACGCCGGAACGAUGUGAAGGCAAGGGUGGCAGAUUUUCGUGAAAGGGCACUUUUGAAUUGAUAUAUACUAAGAGAUGUUUGCAAGACAUCGGGAGUUGAACUUCACCUAAUCAUGUUUUCUAUUUAUUGGAUGAUAGGGGUGUGAGGGGGUUCUCCGCCAGGCGAUUAUGCUAUUCAUGAAGCUCGAUGACUGCAAUUCUUGCGUUUUCUGAAGCAAAUUAGUAAAAGAAUUCCACUAACAUUUCUGACAAUUCGCUAUUUUGCCAAGGCAAUCCUUUAAAUUGAAAGGACACCUUUGCCCCCCUUGCCCCUCUGGUAAAGGGCAACGGGGGUGGCUGCCCUUCCUGCCCCCCAGUUCUGGCAUCCCUGAUUGUAUCUUACAUCUCAUCUUAUAAAAAGUGCACUAUAAAGUAUAAACUUGGUGAUCACAUGUGUGAGUUUGCCACUGAAUACAGAACAAUGUUUAUAUAAAAAUACUAUAAAGUCGGUUUUUGUUCCAAUUAUCGUUUUACAUGUAAUGCCACCUUCAUGGCUUCCCCUAUCACAGACCAACCGAACAAUCUGCCGAUGGGUAGACAAAAUGUAUUUGUUGACAUUUCUGUUUAAUAUGCUUCAGAUGACACCAUUCAUUGACAUGAUUAAGAUUGUACUCAGUCAGAACUGCAAAAAUAUAUAAUAAGAAAGAAAUUGUGAGCAUUAUCGUAGUGACACAGCCAUAUGUAGGCCACUAGAAUUAUUUCAUAUUAUGCUAACAAUGGACAUAUCUCAGAUCUUAUACAAAAGUCAGUUAAAAUGUUAGUAAUAUUACAUGUAAUUGCUGGUAAGUCAAUAUAUGUGCAGACAAUAAUCCACACUGGGUUGCUCUAGGAAUCUUUAAUAUUAAACCUGAUUUAGCAACAUUCCACAUUUGUUUAAAGCUAUAAACAUCUAGAAAUGGAACACUAUAAACUCAUUGCCUUUGCACAUAAUGGCAGAUCACUGAUAGUUGGUGCCUCAAUGGGCUCCACCACAAUGGGCAGAGCAGUCUGUAGGGUCGGCCAUAGGGUUUUGUGUAUAUAGGAUCUAAUGGUAUUUAAUUCGAGUAUACUGUAUAUUUACUUUAAAUGUUAUGACUAAUUUUGGGUAUUAGGUCUGGUAUACAGCUUCUGAUUGCUUUAGGUAUUAUGUAACAUUUUGACCAUAUAAUAGGUAUUUUGAUCCAUAUUUAUCAGCUAUUUAGGAUACCACGACCCCCCCCCCUGGCUGACCCCUAGUCUGAUAGUUGGUGCCUCAAUGGGCUCCAUCGCAAUGGGCAGAUCGCUGAUAGUUGGUGCCUCAAAGAGCUAGACCACAGGCAGAUCAAUGGUUUUUGCCUCAAUGGGCUCUAGAUACCACAAUGGACAGAUCUAUAGUUUUUGUCUCAAUGGGCUCUACCACAAUGGGCAGAUCUAUAGUUUUUGCCUCAACGGGCUCUACCACAUUGGCACAAUGGGCAGAUCUAUAGUUUUUGCCUUGAAUGGGCUCUACCACAAUGGGCAGAUCAAUGAUAUUUUUUGCCUCAAUGGACUCUACUACAAUGGAUAUAGAAUGCUAUUAUUUUGUCCUACCACCAUGGGCAGACUGUUUAUAGUAUCAUUAUUUUGUGUAUCAAAAGGAUUCACAGGUGUUGUAGUUGUUUUUGCAUGCACUACAUGUGGUAUAUUACUUGUGUCGAUCACAGAAUCACAUAUCUUGUAAGAAACAUGUUUGUAUACAACUUGAAACACUGACAAGUUUAGGUAAAUUAUCGACAGAUAAGAAUUCGACAGCAGGUUCUAAGACAACAAAGCCAUCAUUCAGAGCUUGCAAGUACAUUUUGUCUCCUUGUAAUAAGACAUUAUUUAUAAAUGUUGUUUUUGACCAAUCGAUCAGUGGUAUAUUUUGGGCAGUUUCUAAGACAACAAAGCCAUUAUCCAGAGCUUGCAAGUACAUUUUGUCUCCUUGUAAUAAGACGAUUAAAUGUUGUUUUUGACCAAUCGAUCAGUAGUAUAUUUUGGGCAGUUAAAAGUGCUGUUAAACUCAUAAAAGCACAUUGUUUGCCUCUAGAUUGAACACUAAAAAUGUCAUUGCCUGAUGUAUAUAAGAAGAAAAAAAUAGAGCCGAACUUACCUGAAUGUUUCCGAAUAUUUUUUAUCUCUUGCUGUCUUGUGAUCCGUAUUUAAUUAAAAGCUUGAAAAUCUUCAUGUUUUGACCGCUCCCCUCAUUUAACAAACGUUCCUGAAGCUUAAUUAUUCCCCCCGGAUUACGACAAACAUCUUUACAGACAGACAGACAGACAGACACAAGAUCUCGAUCUCGACAAUACAUAACUCGCGCGAAAGACUGGGUCGAGUGGACUCUGGAGAAACCACCGCGUGUCAAGAAUAGUGUGCUGCCUCGCUACGCUCGGCAGCAAUGAGGAUGUUUGAUGUGCAUGGAGUGAGGAUGCGUGAGGUGAGUGGUGGCAUGAGAUUGUGUCAGGUGGUGUGACAACACUCAAGCAGAGUGAGAUUGCGUGAGGUACAGUGAGGAUACGUGGUUGAGGUGAGGAUACGUGAAAUGGACGUGUAAGGUGGAGUGGGGUUGCUUGAGAUAGAGUGGGGGUGGGAAAAUGGUGUGUAAUGAGAUGAAAUCAGAAUGAGUAAUGUGGAUUAAGGUAGAGUGGGUUCAAGUUUGGAUUCCUGAGGUGGAGUGGUAUCCUCGGAGGUGGAAUAUGGUCGAGUGAAAAUGCCUUAGGCCUAUUGUCAGGCAGAUAGGAGGGAAUAAAACUCACCCGGUCAGGGGACGAAAGAUCAGCUAAUCGUAAACUCUGCUGAAAUCUCAGCAAGCUGCUUGCUUGAUCCCAAGUAUGGCGAGCACAAUACAAGUUCGCAGGGAAUGGAACAGGAUUCUUGGUGAUAAAAUUAUAACACGUCCUUAGUGUAUAAUGUUAAGGUUUCUACAAAGUAGGCAUUUUAUAUUUGUCAACGUCUUUAUGAUUUGUUUCAGGCUAUUUAAACUGUUUGUUCAUGCAAUUGAGUUUAUUGGUCGGUCGUUGGUUGGGUGAGCAGCCUGACAUUUUGCAGUCAUAUAUGACUUGAUAACAUGUGUGUUAUUAUUUAUAGACAUGAACGAAAACGAGUGGUACAAACUAGGAAAAAGGGGUAAGCAUCUCUUAGUACAUAUUCAUUUAUUUUUUACCAUCGCAACACUCAAUUGAAACCCAGGCUCGGCCUUGAGGUCCAUCCAAGGUUAUUGGACAUUUCCUAUGUCGUGAUAAUUUAAUAAUUAGAUGUAGUCUACAAAGUUAAUUUUUUCGUUGGUGAUGAUGAUGUUCUGAAUCGUUACUAACGGCGGCAAAAACGUUAAUAAAUUUUAAACUAAUUUCUGAUGCUUUAGCUACCUGCAUACAUAAAUACAAUGAUUAUUUUAAUAUAUUGGUUAAGCUAUGGAAAAUACAAUUCACACAUGACGAUAAACCGACCUUUUCUUGCAUAAAAGAAGACAACAACAUAGAUAACGAGGUCUAUUAUGUCUGCAUCGAGUUUCCUAACCUUCUUGACUAUGAUGCAACGCAUGAUUAUAUGCGAAUGAUUACUGAUAAAAAUUCAGUUUUAAAUUCGGUUAUGCAAACACAGAAUUCCAUUUUGUCUAUGCUUUUUGAAAUGCACAGAGCACAAUUAAUGUGCUAGUCUGGAUUCGAAAUAUAAACUGAAAGGCUAUAUAUGUAUACGUUUUACAGUAAUUGAAAAGGGGAGUUGUCCAGCAGCACAACAGUAUGCCAAGUCAGGAUGUCCGACUGGACUCAGACGACAUAUUUGGACGUUAAUACUAGAUGUAGGGGACAAUGAACAGGUGCGACGAUUAACGUGAUUUAUUUUAUGAUGUAUAUAGGGCGUUGACUUAAACUGACUUUCAAAUUUAAAGUGUUGCACAUAGUAUAAGCCACAUUAUUAUAUGGCAAGCAUCACUUCCGGUGAAAUGGCGGACUGUGAUUGGCUGAGAAGCACUUUCAACGGUCCAUUAUUUUCCCGUAAUGGACCGACGGUCCAUUACGUAAAAACAAACGCAUAUAAAUGCCAUAUAAUAAACUUUUUAUUAACCUCGCUUGCUCGGUAUGUUCAGAGGAAUAUCGGAUCUGAGCAAUCGUUUUGUACAAACCUCGUCGUACGGGUUCGGUCUGUACAAAAAAGACCUCGGUCCGAUAUUUUACUGUACAGACCUCGCGUUCGGUUAAUAAGAAGUUAAUAAUCUGUAAAAUCCUGCAUUAGCCCUAUUUUCCAGCAUAUCUUUGAUGAAACAAAAUAACAAUUGUGAAUAUUUAUCUACAUUAUUGGCAAGGACAAUAUCAUUUUCUUCAAUUUCAUGAAUCGCUUAUUUAUAGACUUGUACAUAGUUGCCUGUUUGAAAAGGAACAUUUGAUUUUUGAGGUUAGGUUACGUGAUUGCUUUAGCCCUAGGACUACACAUGGUAACCUUUACACUCAUCAGGGGUGAGUUGUACAAAGAUUUAGGUGAUAGUGCUAUCUAACGGACAUAGUGAUUUUUCCAACCUUUGUAAAAAUUCCUGAAAAGCUGUGAAAAUACGGAUCCCACAAUAUAUAACAAACUUUCAUUUAUAAAUACUAAACUAUAAUCUGCAUAGGGCUUACCUAUUAGCGGCAAAUUCUAGAAAAUUGAUCAUAAAAUCACUAUUCGGUGGAUAGGGCUAUAUAUAUACCGGCCCCGGGCAGUAUAACACUAAAUGUGAUCGGAACUGAAUAAUAUUAACGUCUAUGAUGUUUCGUAUAUAUUUCUUUGUAGAACAAGGUGUAUUUUGAACAGCUUAAGUCAUACGUUUACGAAUAUGACUUAUUGGUAGACACUCUAAUUAAGAAGGUACCAGUUACAUCUUUUUGUACUGCCAUUUAUUAUAUAUUAAACAGCAGCUGCAUGAAGAAUGUAUAUUGUAGAUAAACGAAAACAUGCAGUCUGUAUAUAAUGUAUCAGGCAAUUCCAGCAGUGUCCAUCCCCCCGGGUAUUAGCCAUUUCUGGAAAGAGAAUGGCUAUGUCCCCACCCCAGGGAAAGAAGAACUGUGCUAAAUCCCCACCCCUGGGCAAAACAAUUGGGUAUAUAUCCCCACACCCGGGCAAUAAUAUUGACUGUUUAGUGCACGUUGAUUUGCACGUUAUAAUUCUAUGGACAAUAUAAAAGCGAAGUAGAAAAUAGAAGUUCUACAACAAGAAUAAAAAUGCUUUUAUAUUAAUGCAACAGUAUAAAUUCUCAACCCUAACUUCAGCGCAUCCAGCUAGAUCUAUGAUAAUUAUGUCAACCUUUGAAAAUAUUAUCUUUACUUAAGCUAGCUUUCGUAUGUCGCUGAUAGUCGGAGAUGCACUGAUAGAUCAUUGUUAGUGAUCAUUGUUCAUUCAAGGAGAAAACUAUUUCAUAUACUGUAGACAAAGGAUUUUACUCAUCAUGUAAUGAUCAAAAACAAUGGUACUGAAAGGCCAAGGUGUUUCCACAAACAAAAAGUAUAAUAUGUUUUAUCGCCAUGCAAACCUACAAAGAAAUCUGCCAUGUUAUAGUCCGCCAUGAUGGAAAACGUCGAAGUCCCCACCUCCGGACCAAAAAAUUUCGGGCACUGCUGGAAUUGACUGAUACAUAAGUACUUAGGCUGUUGUAUGGGGUUGUCAAUAUGAUAAAUAUCGGUUUUUAAAUUGUUAAUUAUUCGAUAUUUGGUUUUUCGAUAUAUCGAUAUACCGAAAAUAUUGAAAGGUGUUUGGUAUUUUCGGUAUUGAGCUUUAUUUUUCGACGUUUUUAUUUGAUCUCAGUAUAUAAGCUGUAUUCUAUUUUAUUUUUUUUUGGUAUUGAGUUUUAUUUUUCGACGUUUUUAUUUGAUCUCAGUAUAUAAGUAUUCUAGCUGUGAUGCGUGAAAAGCUUGACACUUCCGUGUAGUCGGUAUAGUUGGUUCGUCGGAAGAUGUUUCGCCUAUAUCAGUUAAUAACCUAUAUAUUCGGAAAUAGGAACCGCUAUUUUUUGUGUAUAGCUUGGCGGAAAUCAUAUUUAUAACAUUUAGUGACUUUCAAGAGUAGAAAAAAUAACGAUAUUAAAUUAUCGGUAAUUGAUAAUCGGGGUUUUUCCCCAUAAACUUUCAAAAAUAAUUUUGCUUUAAGGAUGUCAAGUCAACUGCUACAAAUGAUGAUCAAUAUUUCGUUUUUGAAGACUUACUCUAUCAAGUAAGUGUGUUUUAACAUUCAUGCAACUGAGGACUGAAAGGCUAUCCGGUAAACGUUCUAAUUAUUAUUUCUAUUUCUGUAUAAUUUGCAAGUAUUUUCUUUUUAUAGGUUUUAUUGGCAUUUACUCGUGAUACGAAAGUAUUGAAACACUUUGAUCAGAUGUCAUCGUCGCCACCUAAAUCUUACAUAAGAGGUAUAAGAAUACAUAAUAUUUUCAAAUCACUAUAUUUAUAGUUCUCAGAAAGGCCAUCGCAUAGAACGUUCUAUAGAACGCCGCUCGAAGUUUCCGUCUACAAAAAGAGAUGCUCAAAAAUCUCGAUAUUUUAACCAUACCUGGCAUCCCCCACUAUACAAUUGUGGUUAGAUCUUGACAACUGGACUCUGUAGCUCAGUUUGUUGGGCGCUGCACGGAAUCGCAAGGGCUGCAGGUUCGAUUCCUGCCAGAGGACCUAUAGUUGCAUUUUCGCUGCUGCUCCUGGUUAGGUCUAAGAUCGUAUAUAAUCUUCCGCUCGAAGUUUCCAUCUACAAAAACCCCGCAAUCUAAAAUAGUCAAAAUUUUACAAACCUAAAGUUCAAUACAAAAAAGUUACUGCAGCAUCUGUUCGCCAAUAUCAAUUAUUCAAUUCCUAUCGCACUGAAACGUCAAUCAUACUAAAUGUUCAAAUUAACCCUAAAUUAUAACUUAUAAGAAGCACCCUUUACCUUUAUCUAUUCCGAAAUUUGUUUCACUUUUUCCUCGAAAUUGAAGCAUACGGUAUACUGUAUGUAUAUAAUAUUAAUAUAUAGCAGUAGGAGUGUCAGAUGUUGGAAUCUGCAGUAACCAUGCUGCAAACCCCUGGGUCAGAAGGUCGUACACACUCGCGCGCACUGGUACAGUGGAAAAUAUUGUUCGUACAGUACCUUUUUGCAAUUUUUACACUCGCGGAGGUCAGAUUUGCAUGAUUUUCUCCUAGUGAAUCCAAGACAGAUUCAAUAGAGGUAUCAUAUUUUAAGACGCCGAUUUCAGCAAUGGAUCCGUCACAAGUAUCAUACCACUAAUUACUAUAUUGCCAAAAUUGACUUUAUGAGGCCUAAUUGCUCAAGUUAUUUUUGGCUAUCUGCAAAAAAGUAAACAUAUAGACAUGUAUAGCAACCAUUGCUUGGGUAUUAUGACAUUACUUUAAAGGUCUAGUUUGUUUUAUUCCAAACGGUAGUUCAACUGAUCUCACUUCUCACUAGGAAAACUGGGAGUUCAUGAAUAUGCAGUGUUUUAUCCACCUAAUGGUAGGUUUGCAUGCAUAAUGAUUUAAAUCUACGUAUAUUGGUUUUCAUCUAGGGUGUGGAGUGAGGUGAUUAAUCGAAAACGAUGUCUUUUAAAAAUCAUUUAACUAAUGUUGCAUGCAAUUGCACAAAAACCGAAAAAAGUUUAUGCAGCUAAUCCAUAUUUCGAUAAAAUCAAACCAUACAUGUAACGCGGUCUUUAAUCUUUUAUUGGUUCGGCUUUGCGUUGCAGUUUCACAAAGAAAUAAUAUAUGUGCAACAGUGUUUUAAGUUUCGAAGAAGUUCAGUUCGAACUGAACGAUAAAGUGGAUUUAAAAACGAAAGUGAUUUUUGAGUAGCCGUCGUGCAGCAUGUGUUCUAGUAUAUAUAGCAUCAAACGUGUUUUAGAAAACCGAUUCAUUCGACUUUUUCCGACCAGUUUUCAGUUUUUUUAUAAGAACUGCCUCAUCCUAUUUUUAACGUCAAUUACUCUUUCUGUGUUCUAAUACAGAUUUCUGAAUUUAUUUACAGGUAUUAUUCCAUUCCAUGGCUUUUCUAUGUAUGGUAAAGAAAAAUCCGUGUUUUCAUGAUGAAUUGGAAGGAAAUUUAGAAUGAAACUCCACAUACUUAUUAAUUUAUUUAAUUACUAUCUUGACCUAUAUAGCUGCUCCGUUAUGUUACAUGUAUGAGAAUCCAUCUCGUCUCUAUCACGUUUUUAGAGAGCUAUACACCAGGUAAAUUGUGAAUUUUCUUCAUAAAAUAAAGGUUAAAAUUAAUGUGAAAUGGGAGUUUCUGCACAUUUAAUUUAAGCAAUCAGUUUUAAACAAUAAAGGAACUAUUCGACAUAUUCCUCGUGUUUAACUUGAAUCUAUUUGUACUGAAAUCCAUUUGUGAUAUUCUUUCAUAUAAACAUCUUUAUAUCUUUGUUUGUUUAUAGAUAUUUCUCCCGCCUUCACUGUAUUUCAUCACAUCCACAGGUACAUGCAUGUAGUCCUACUGAUAUACGUGCAUGCUUAUAUAGUACCAUGCCAGGGAAUUCGAUUUGACUUAAAUCUGGGACGAAUUACUUAAUAUACAAGAAAACAUUUCUGUGUUAUUUUUUUAAAUUUUUAAUCAACAUUCAAUUUAAAAGGUUAAAUUGAAUCCUGAUUAAAAAUUAAAGAAUAUUGUUUUAGAAUGAGAGGUGAAAGUUUUAGAACAACUAUUUUCUCAUGUGUUUCUACUGUAUAGCCUUGUGCGCAGGUAUUUCAAUACAGGAACCCCUCCCUAUAGUGAAAUGUCUGCGGAGACUGCAAUAGGUUCUAUAUUCAGUUAACCAGAAAUGCCAUGCAUGCAGAAACCCCUCCUCGCCUUGCUAAUGAAACAACUAUAUAUUUUCCAAACAUGAAGUAUUUAAGAUAAUUGUCAUGGUAACACGAUCAUUUUUUCUUUUCUUUUUUCCUUCAGCAUGAAUAAAGCUUGUAUACGUAUACCUAUAGUACUGUUGAUAGAAUAUUCUCUUUCUCUUAGGGAAUAGUGUCACUGUGUCUGCUGUUUGAGACACUACUACAGUCCCAGGAACCUGGCCUGUUUUACCAUCUACGACGUAUUGGGAUGCAUCCGUAAGUUAAUUACAUGUCGAUAAGUUAACGAAU